AUGGGAUACAAAUUAUUCGUGCAUCCCCCAACGAGCUCUCUUCGGAUACGAGCUUUGCAAGCUUCUGUUGCUGUCGUAUCCGUUACGUUGGUCCUAUUCUUUGCGAGUGGAAUGUAUGAAGAGAAGAUCAAAUACGCUUAUAGCUCUCCGUCGCUUGCUAAACCGUUCCUCGGUGCACAAGGUCAAUCACAACGCAAAGUCUCCGGUACUCCCAAUGUGAUGGCUACCAUCCCUCCUUCCUCCAAUCCCCGUGGUGAACUUAUAUUCUCCUCCAGAGUAGACAAAGGUUUCAGGGAAGGUUACGAAAGGUACAGAGCUGCUUUUGAAAGACGAAGAGAGGAGAAAGCUCGGGAGGAAGCUAGAAGGAAUGGUCACGCAAGAUGGCUGACCUGGGCAAGAAGGCGAGACAGUCCCAGUCCGGUUGGCUGGAGGGGAACACCGACACCUCCAAUUUCAAGGAGAGAGACACCACCUCCAGGUUUAGGACCGAUAUCAGGGGUAAGAAGAUCGCCCAGCCCAGGUGAGAGUGGUUUGAGACACAGUUCGCGCCCAAUCUUCGGAGACAAGGAAGGAAGUGAAAGGUCGGAAAGCUACAGCUUUGUUCUUGACCAGGGUCGCACAGGUACUGGGAAAUAG
Molecule: messenger RNA, 636 nt
Organism: Kwoniella shivajii
Lineage: Eukaryota; Fungi; Basidiomycota; Tremellomycetes; Tremellales; Cryptococcaceae
Exons: 3
Coding region: 1-636 (211 amino acids)
Cellular component (GO): Nem1-Spo7 phosphatase complex; cytoplasm
Molecular function (GO): protein phosphatase regulator activity
Source: RefSeq, a predicted model, not a curated record